UUUACCUGCUGAUCACAACACGAUAUCCUUGCAUGACGGAUUCUUGUUUGCCUAAACUUACAGACGAAAAUGUCACGCCCUACGGCUGAAAUAAUGGACACCGACAGCGAGGACGAGUUGCCUCCGGGAUGGGAGGAGCGAGUUACGCUGGAGGGGAAGGUCUAUUAUGCCAACCACCAGUAUGCCAAAACACAGUGGGACCAUCCGUGCACUGGCAAGAAGAAGAGAAUAAAAGGAGAGCUGCCGUAUGGAUGGGAGAUCAAGUUUUCUGAAGAUGGAAAUGUCUAUUAUGUUGAUCACAUCAACCAGAAAACGACGUACACGGACCCCAGACUGGCGUUUGCAGAGGAGAUCAAAGACUCACCCAUGGACUUCCGCCAGAAGUUCGACAGUAGCAGCACAGCGCUUCAUGUCUUGCAAGGUCGUGACAUCUCGGGCAGAUAUGCCGUUAUCACUGGAGCCAAUUCUGGAAUUGGUUUUGAGACUGCCCGCUCACUGGCUCUUCAUGGUGCCACGGUGGUCCUGGCUUGCCGCAACUUGGAGGCAGCAAACAGACGUCGGUCGGAGAUUCUGGCUGAGAGAUCUGAGGCAAAGGUUGAGGUGAUGCAUAUCGACUUGGCAUCUCUUGCCAGUGUCCGUCAGUUUGCCCAGCAGUACAUCCAACAUGGCUGGCCUAUACACAUCCUCAUCCUAAACGCUGCAGUGUUCGGCCUGCCCUAUACACGGACCGAGGAUGACCUUGAAAUGACCUUCCAGGUGAACCAUUUGUCCAACUUCUACCUGCUGCAGCUUCUUGAAGAAACGCUAAUCCGGUCCAAGCCAGCUAGGGUGGUGGUUGUGUCCAGUGAGUCUCACAGGUCCCCAGACCUUGACAUAAACAACCUGAGUGAGAGCAAACUGUCCCCUCCUUACACCCAUUACCAAGACCUGAAGGCCUACAAUCUGUCCAAGCUGUGCAAUGUGUUGUUCUCCAAUGAGCUGAAUUCUCGGCUGGCUGUGCGAGGCGUAACGUGUAACUCGCUCCACCCUGGCAACUUGAUGUCCACAAGCAUAGCCAGACACUGGUGGUUCUACAGACUUCUCUUCACACUAGUCAGGCCUUUCACCAAGUCUAUGCAACAGGGAGCCUCUACUACAGUAUACUGUGCUGUGUCCCUUGACCUGGAGGGUUUGGGAGGGAUGUACUUCAACAACUGCUGCAGGUGCAUGCCCUCCUCUACCUCGUGUGAUGACAAACUGGGCCGGGCAUUGUGGGAGAUAAGCGCGAAAAUCCUCGCAGCCAGGACACUGGGUGUCGCAACACAGAGCCAAACUCAGGAAGACAGAUAAGAUUUGGACUGGACCGAACAGUGAUACAAGAUGCAGACAGGAUGGCAGACAUUGGAUAGGCAUGGCAGACACAGUGUUUGUUAUACCUGCUUGAAAUAUGAUGACCUCAAGUCCAUAAGUGACCAAAACCUGUGAUGAUUUGUGUUAGAAUUUGUCUUCAGCAAACCAUGCUUGUCGUAAGAGGCGAUUAACAGGAUCAGGUGGUUAGGCUCGCUGACUUGAUUGAUGCAUGUCAUUGUAUCCCAAUUGCAAAGGUUGACGCUCAUGAUGUCAAUCACUGGAUUGUCUGGUCCAGACUCAAUUAUUUGCAGAACACCACCAUGUAGCUCGAAUGUUGCUGUGCCCCGUUAAACAACAAACAAAUCAUUCAUUGUUAAAAGCCUGUGAAUCAAAGAUAACUACUCCAGAAACAAACAGUCAUUCCAUGAUUUUACGACUAUUGAACUUUCAUCAGCUACCACAUGUUUAGGGGGCUGAAUCAACAGGUACACAAUAUAGCUUAAUCAAAUACUGGAAAAUCAUUGUCUAUUUGUGUUUGUGUUAACACUCCUCUUGCGACUAUCGUCAAACUGUCUAUUAGCGGAAGUUAUUGUACUGAUCAAUCAAAUGUCAUGUGACAGAUACCUACAUAUUGGCACAUCAACAUAGACUUUACAACAAACUCAUAACACCAAUAUCAUGUUCCUUUCAACCUAAUCCUGCCGAGUAAUGAAGAUGUCACAGUGAUAUGGAAUCAAUGGAAGUUGUUUCAUUAAAUCCCAUAUGCUCAG
Molecule: messenger RNA, 2099 nt
Organism: Haliotis rubra (blacklip abalone)
Lineage: Eukaryota; Metazoa; Mollusca; Gastropoda; Lepetellida; Haliotidae
Product: WW domain-containing oxidoreductase-like
Exons: 9
Coding region: 70-1329 (419 amino acids)
Molecular function (GO): protein binding
Source: RefSeq, a predicted model, not a curated record